AUACGGUGUAUUGCGCGCCCCCACGUUUGUCGUAUCGUACCGUACGUCGUAUGAUACGUAUCGUAUCUACAGUUUGUAUUGUAGUAUGAUACCAUACACUAGCCGAUAGAGAAUACAAGUACGAUUGUAACAGUUUCUGCCGCGCCCGUUUUUUCGGAGCCGCGAAGACUUCCCUGCUCCCCGGAAGGCGUCCGUCAUUGCCGUUGUUUGUGUUUCCGUCGGUGAGAAGAAGACAUGUCAAGCAACACCGAUCCACCAAAGGCCCACCCAGAAACCGAAACCACCGAGGGACGCACAGCACGGCACAGCACAGACUGUUCCACCCACCCAAUCCAAUCCAAUCCCAGCCCCGUUCUCCCACCGCACACAACGCAACACAACGCAACGCCACAACAUACCAUGCCGUACUACCCCCAGAGCCAGGAGCGGUCCUCGAUCGGGGUCCUGGCGAGCCUCGCGGACCGCCAGGCCAAGAAACUCAAGGCCAACCUCGAGGAGGCCGAGUCCAUGUCGUCCGGGAUCGCCCUCCGGAUCGCCCGGGGGCAGAGGUUCGAGGAGCUCCUGGGGGCGGAGACCACCGAGGCCCUCCGCGAGGAGCUCUUGAAGUCCGCCAAGGAAAACAUUGCGGUGGAGCGGAACAUCCGGGCCUAUUCCGACGCCACCCGGGUGGUCUGCGGAAGGGCCACCGAGGCCAUGAACCAGAGCGCUUCCGGAACGGACACCGGCGGCGAAAGCAACAGCAACCCCAAGCCGCACCGCUUCCAGCAGGAAACGGCCGCCGAGUACCGGAGGGCCUCGGAGGCCAUCGCCGCGGGCUCCGGUCCAAUCGCCGGGGAGCCGGCCUACGCCAAGCUCUGCCGGCUGCUGGGGGAGGAGGAAAGCGGGGACGAGGAGCUGGCCGUCGUCGGCGACCACGGGAUCGGCCUCUCGGACAUUCGCUGCCCCCUCACGCUGGCCCCCAUGGAGGUCCCCUUCCGGUCCUCGGUCUGCGGGCACGUCUUCGAGAAGGCGGCCAUCCUCCAGCUCCUGAAGAAGAGCCGCAAGUGCCCCAAGCCCGGCUGCAACAACGUUUCCAUGUCGGCUUCCGAGUUUGCCGAGGACCCCGACACGGCCCGGAAGGUCCGGCGCUACAAGAAGAGGGAGGAGGCCACCCAGCGGGUCCGGGCCCGGGCGGCCAUCGACAUGGACGACGACGACGACGAGGAGCUGCAGCUGUAGCUGUAGCUGCAUCGGUGGCACCCGAAAGGGAGCCCGGGGCUUUGGGGACGGGCCGGCGGGCACCGUUCGGCCACCGAGUUUGCACGGGACGAGACGAGACGAGACGAGACGAGACGAACCAAGACAGGGGAUUUAUCGCAUCGCAUCGAAUCGAAUCGCACCGAAUAAAAUCGAAUCGAAUCGCACCGGAAUGUCACCGCCGCGGCGGUGGCAGGAGAUGGUUUCGCCGGCGUGCUUUCUUCUUGGCAGCUGCCGGGGGAACGAACCAAAGGACAGGCUUGUCGGGCGGCGGGAUCCCGGGCGAUGGUAUUUUUUCUAUCGGUGGGAAGUCAGUGCUCUGGCACGGGCACGGGUACGUACUCGCUUGGCGCUGCUAUGGGCUCUGCAAUGGGCUUGCGGGGGCGUGGCUGCCACACGCGAUUCGCAAACAGUCUCUCAAAGGGAAUCCAUUCCGGGUAAAACAAAAGACUCAUUAGAACUAGGAAAUAUAUGUACGAAUAGAAUUGCAUUGCAUUC
Molecule: messenger RNA, 1734 nt
Organism: Pseudo-nitzschia multistriata
Lineage: Eukaryota; Bacillariophyta; Bacillariophyceae; Bacillariales; Bacillariaceae
Source: the annotation of a GenBank genome assembly